Folsomia candida is the source of this 1222-nucleotide messenger RNA. Its product is annotated as outer dense fiber protein 3. Lineage: Eukaryota; Metazoa; Arthropoda; Collembola; Entomobryomorpha; Isotomidae. Bases 259 to 1020 code for a protein of 253 amino acids. The record is from RefSeq and is a predicted model, not a curated record. The transcript is spliced from 3 exons.
AAGGUUACAAAGGUUUCACAAGCGACCACGGGAUUAUUUCCGAGUCAUUCUAAUGUUGUCUACAAAUGUAUGUUCGUUAGAGUAAUAAGAUUUCGAUUUGAUGCUGCAUUGACUUAAUGGUGGACCAUGGAUACAAUUUGGUAGACAAAUAAAUUCUCCAACUCUAAUCAGCGAAAGAAAGAGCGAACCAUUUAUUUGCUCAUCAGUCCAUGCUUCUUCAUACCUUAUGACUUAUAAUUAACCGUUUUGUCUCCUAAAAUGUCCGAUUACUACAAUGAAGAUGGGAAACCCAGGUUAUCAUUUUACGAUCGGGGUCCUGGUCCUGCCGGCUACUCGUUGCCGCCCUUAAUUGGGAGGAAAACCCAUUCUCUAACCCACCGAAUCAACCCCGAAUAUUCCAUGGGACUCAAGCUUGGAUCCUCCUUUAUUAAGAAUUCCAUAGGACCCGGUCCGGCCGAGUAUGGUAUUGAAAAGGGGGUCAAAUCCAACGGGAAAUUUCUCGGAUAUGAGUACACGAUGCGAAUCAAGUUUCCCCUCAUUGACAAGAAACGCGUCCCUGCGCCCAACACCUAUGACGUCCCGCCUCCGGAAAGAGUUAAGCCGAAGGCACCCGCUUUCCCAUUCGGUUCCAGAACUCCGAUUUACAACAAAAAGGUGGCCCCCGGACCAAACACCUACCUUCUGCCCAGAGCCAUCGGCCCCAAAAUUCCCGAUAAGCUGGCAGCUGCAGAGUGCACACUCAAGGGGGACAGGAAAUCUAAACUUCCAGCCGUUUCUCCAGGACCAAUUUAUGACGUGGGAAAGCCAGAGUUGGUCAAGCCUAGAGCGGCCGCUUUCACCCUUCGGAUAAAGCAUAAAGAUUUUACCGGAGCAAAAUAUCCUGCGGGGCCGGCCUCAUACGAGAGAAAUCUGCCAAAGUGCCCCUGCAAAGUCCCACUGGGUUGGCACAUGGGGAUCAGAUAUCCCGAAUUCACUGGGGUGUUCAGGACCCAAUGUGAUAAAUGCAGAUUCGACGCUUAAUCGGCCAAAAUCAGUGAUUUUUUAAGAAUGAAAUUCUUUGUAAUCUGUGACGGAAGACAUGUGUUCUAAAUAUUGUUUCAUUUCCCAACUGGGAAGUAGAAAACAAGAUAUCAUUCAAAUGAGGACUUCUACAUAAAUAUAUGUACAUAUUAUACUACACUACUUAUCAGUAUUAUGAAUGACUUCACUUUGUAAGGACAAU